AUGAAGACCUGCAUCGUCCCCGAGGCCUUCCUGGUGUUCACCAGCAGAGCCACCAUCCACAGGAUCUCCCUGGAGACCAACAACAACGACGUGGCCAUCCCGCUCACGGGCGUCAAGGAGGCCUCCGCGCUGGACUUCGACGUGUCCAACAAUCACAUUUACUGGACGGACGUCAGCCUGAAGACCAUCAGCCGUGCCUUCCUGAAUGGGAGCUCGGUGGAGCACGUGAUCGAGUUCGGCCUCGACUACCCUGAAGGCAUGGCCGUCGACUGGAUGGGCAAGAACCUCUACUGGGCGGACACCGGGACCAACAGGAUCGAGGUGGCCCGGCUGGAUGGACAGUUCCGGCAGGUCCUCGUGUGGAGGGACUUGGACAACCCGAGGUCGCUGGCCCUGGACCCCACCAAGGGCUACAUCUACUGGACCGAGUGGGGCGGCAAGCCAAGGAUCGUGCGGGCCUUCAUGGACGGGACCAACUGCAUGACGCUGGUGGACAAGGUGGGCCGGGCCAAUGACCUCACCAUUGACUACGCUGACCAGCGUCUCUACUGGACUGACCUGGACACCAACAUGAUCGAGUCGUCCAACAUGCUGGGCCAGGAGCGGGUCGUGAUCGCCGACGACCUCCCGCACCCCUUCGGCCUGACGCAGUACAGCGAUUACAUUUACUGGACAGACUGGAACCUGCACAGCAUCGAGCGGGCCGACAAGACCAGCGGCCGGAACCGCACGCUCAUCCAGGGCCACCUGGACUUCGUCAUGGACAUCCUGGUGUUCCACUCCUCCCGCCAGGACGGCCUCAACGACUGCGUGCCCAACAACGGGCAGUGUGGGCAGCUGUGCCUCGCCGUCCCCGGCGGCCACCGCUGCAGCUGUGCCUCGCACUACACCCUGGACCCCAGCAGCCGCAACUGCAGCCCGCCCAGCACCUUCUUGCUGUUCAGCCAGAAAAGUGCCAUCAGCCGGAUGAUCCCGGACGACCAGCACAGCCCGGACCUCAUCCUGCCCCUGCACGGGCUGAGGAACGUCAAGGCCAUCGACUACGACCCCCUGGACAAGUUCAUCUACUGGGUGGAUGGGCGCCAGAACAUCAAGCGAGCCCGGGAUGACGGGACCCAGCCCUUCAUUCUGACCUCUCCGAGCCAGAACCAAAACCCAGACAGGCAGCCCCAUGAUCUUAGCAUCGAUGUCUACAGCCGGAUGCUGUUCUGGACGUGCGAGGCCACCAACACCAUCAACGUCCACAGGCUGAACGGGGAGGCCAUGGGUGUGGUGCUCCGUGGGGACCGAGACAAGCCCAGGGCCAUCGCCGUCAAUGCCGAGCGAGGGUACCUGUAUUUCACCAACAUGCAGGACCGAGCAGCCAAGAUCGAGCGUGCGGCCCUGGAUGGCACCGAACGCGAGGUCCUCUUCACCACGGGCCUCAUCCGCCCCGUGGCCCUCGUGGUGGACAACACGCUGGGCAAGCUCUUCUGGGUGGACGCAGACCUGAAGCGCAUCGAAAGCUGUGACCUGUCAGGGGCCAACCGCCUGACGCUGGAGGAUGCCAACAUCGUGCAGCCCGUGGGCCUGACCGUGCUGGGCAAGCAUCUCUACUGGAUCGACCGCCAGCAGCAGAUGAUUGAGCGCGUGGAGAAGACCACUGGGGACAAGAGGACACGAGUCCAGGGCCGUGUCACCCACCUGACCGGCAUCCACGCCGUGGAGGACGUCAGCCUGGAGGAGUUCUGUACGUCGGGGCUGGGCAGUGGUGUGGGAGUGGGCGGGGGAGGGUGGGAGGCACAACUUGACCCCCACCCUCUUUUUGUUUCCACAGCGGCCCACCCAUGUGCCCGGGACAAUGGUGGCUGCUCCCAUAUCUGCAUUGCCAAGGGUGACGGGACACCGCGGUGCUCAUGCCCGGUCCACCUCGUGCUCCUGCAGAACCUGCUGACCUGUGGCGAGCCUCCCACGUGCUCCCCGGACCAGUUCGCCUGUGCAACCGGGGAGAUCGACUGCAUCCCGGGGGCCUGGCGCUGCGAUGGCUUCCCCGAGUGUGAUGACCAGAGUGACGAGGAGGGCUGCCCGGUCUGCUCCGCUGCCCAGUUUCCCUGCGCGCGGGGCCAGUGCGUGGACCUGAGACUUCGCUGCGACGGUGAGGCUGACUGUCAGGACCGCUCAGAUGAGGCGGACUGCGAUGCCGCCUGCCUGCCCAACCAGUUCCGCUGCGCGAGCGGCCAGUGCCUACUCAUCAAGCAGCAGUGCGACUCCUUCCCUGACUGCGUCGACGGCUCCGACGAGCUCAUGUGCGAAAUCACCAAGGCGCCCUUGGAUGAGACCCCGGCCCACAGCAGUGCCAUCGGGCCCGUCAUUGGCAUCAUCCUCUCGCUCUUCGUCAUGGGCGGGGUCUACUUUGUUUGCCAGCGUGUGGUGUGUCAGCGCUACACAGGGGCCAACGGGCCCUUCCCGCAUGAGUACGUCAGCGGGACCCCCCACGUGCCCCUCAACUUCAUAGCCCCGGGCGCCUCACAGCACGGUCCCUUCACAGGCAUCUCGUGCGGCAAGUCCAUGAUGAGCUCUGUGAGCCUGAUGGGGGGCCGGGGCGGGGUGCCCCUCUACGACCGGAACCACGUCACUGGGGCCUCAUCCAGCAGCUCAUCCAGCACCAAGGCCACGCUGUACCCACCGAUCCUGAACCCACCGCCAUCCCCUGCCACGGACCCCUCCUUGUACAACAUGGACAUGUUCUACUCUUCAAACAUUCCCGCCCCCACCAGACCCUACAGGCCCUACAUCAUCCGCGGCAUAGCGCCCCCGACAACGCCUUGCAGCACUGACGUGUGUGACAGUGACUACAGCGCCAGCCGCUGGAAGGCCAGCAAGUACUACCUGGAUUUGAACUCAGACUCAGACCCCUACCCGCCCCCGCCCACACCC
Miniopterus natalensis is the source of this 2916-nucleotide messenger RNA. Lineage: Eukaryota; Metazoa; Chordata; Mammalia; Chiroptera; Miniopteridae. The record is from RefSeq and is a predicted model, not a curated record.